AUGGCGGUCGCCGUUGCAGAGCAGUUUUCAGACUGCGUCUCUCAGACUCAGAAGAAAGUUGAGGAGAUGAAGGCUUUUUCCGAUCAGAUUAAGAAGUUGGACAAGGAAUUUCGCGACGUCUCAAACGACCUUCAGAGGGAGCGUGUUGCUGCCAGACAAACACAGGAAGAGUCGAAGUCGCUGAUGCGUCAACUUGAGGAGUUGCAGGAGGCUGUCGAGCGAAGCUCGUUCGUGUUGGUUUUAAUUGACGCCGACGCUGAUGGCUAUAUUUUCAAGGAAGACUACUAUAAGGACAUAGACGGCGGUCGGAAUGCAGCUUUAGAUCUUGAAGCUGCUGUUAGGGAGUAUCUGAAGAGCUCACAUCCAGACUUGUCGAGUAUGCCGAUCAUGAUCAAGGCAUUCGCCAACGCUGAUGGGCUUGCUCCAUUACUGGUUAGGGCAAAACUUUUGAAGUCUCCAGAGUCGCUGACAAGUUUUGCGAAGGGGUUCUCGCAGGCCCGUGACGCAUCCGAUUUUGUUUUAGUCGGUAGUGGCAAGGAUCGUGCGGAUGAGAAGAUAAAAGGUUAG
Molecule: messenger RNA, 567 nt
Organism: Aspergillus melleus
Lineage: Eukaryota; Fungi; Ascomycota; Eurotiomycetes; Eurotiales; Aspergillaceae
Exons: 4
Coding region: 1-567 (188 amino acids)
Source: RefSeq, a predicted model, not a curated record